UGUUUUUGGCUCUCGUACAGGUCAGACUCCCCAAUCACUCCCUUUCUUUUUGCUCUUUCCUGCCUUUCUUCCCCUUUCUUGCUCACAUCUGCAGGGUAUUUGCUGAGGACGCUUCGCCUGCAAUGGGACAGCUUGUUUUUGGACUGGACCUCAGACUUCACUGCUUCUCAGCUGAUGUUGUUCUGAGGGGGUAAAUUUUUGCUGUUGGUGAGGACUGAAGUUCCCGACACAAAGCCAGCUGGCUGUUGGUAUCCUGCAGGAUAGCCCAGCAGCUUUGGACAUGGGCUUUCCCAAACGCUCCAUCCCUCAGACCCUAAGUGUGCUGCUCCUGGCCUGGGUGUUGAUACACUGCCAGACUCCUAUUGAACCAGAGGAAGAGGAGAAGAAAGAGCCAAUGACAAAGCCUGAUACGGUAAAGUUGGAAGUGAAGUUUGAGCAGCUUGGAUGUCCGUCUGAAUGCAGCUGUACAGCAGAGGGAGCUGUGGACUGUGCAGGAGUUGACCUCACAGAGUUUCCGGCCAAGCUUUCUGAUUCGACCCGGCAGCUCUCUCUUCAGAACAACAAGAUUGAGGAAAUAACAGUGGAGCACCUUUCCCAUCUACAUCAGCUGGAGACUCUAAACCUUCAGAACAACUGGCUCACCACCGAUGGUCUUGAAGAUGAGGGGUUUGAGAUGCUUGAACAGCUGGCUUAUUUAUACUUGGCAAAUAAUCAGCUCACAGCAGCACCGAAGGUUCUACCACCAUCUUUGAUUAGUGCUGACUUUGCUGCUAACCAGCUCACCAGGAUCUUCCCCCACACGUUUGGUCAGAAGCCAAAGCUAAGGUCUGUGUAUCUUCAUAACAACAAGCUGACUGAUGUGGGUCUUCCUGAUCACAUGUUCAAUGCGUCUGACAGCCUGGAGAUCCUCACUAUGUCCAGUAACUUCCUGCAGGUUGUCCCCAGCAACCUGCCCUCCAGUCUUUACCGUCUUCAUCUGAAGGUCUCACCCUCAUCAAAUAACAAGCUGGAGAAAAUUCCAGAAGGGGCGUUUGACAAUUUACCAAACCUCAGAGAGCUGUAUCUCCAGAACAACCACCUCACAAAUGAGGGCAUGGACAACGAGACUUUCAGCCGUCUGAGCAGCCUGGAGUGUUUGGACUUGUCAAAUAACAACCUGAGUGUCGUUCCUAAGGGUCUGCCUCGCAAUCUGAUGCUACUACACCUGGAGAAGAAUUUUAUCCGCAGCAUCCCUGGAGAUGCUCUUAUUUCUGUCCGAAACCUUGAAUACCUGCUCCUCCAUAACAACAAGCUUCGCUCCCGCUCUAUUCACCCAGCAGCCUUCCAGGGCUUGAAAAAGCUGCACACUCUCCACAUGUACAACAACCUGCUGGAGCGUGUUCCCCGGGGCUUGCCUCGACGAGCUAAGACCCUAAUGCUGCUCCACAACUCUAUCUCCGAAGUUGGCCGCAAUGACCUGGCCUUGUACACCCUGACAGAACUCAAUCUCAGCUACAACAAGCUGACCAAUGCCAAGCUACACCGCGAUGCCUUCAGGAAGCUACGUGUGUUGGAAACCUUGGAUCUGUCGGGGAAUGCCCUGCAUGCAAUGCCUCUGGGUCUCCCUCGCAGUCUGCACCUUCUUGAAAUCAAGAACAACCAGCUGACUUCCAUCCCGGACGGCACGCUGACGGGAAUGGACAAGCUACACAAGUUGGUCCUGAGUCACAACCAACUAAAACUGAAUUCAGCCUACCAGGGAGCCUGGAUGGAGCUCACUGCUCUCACGACGCUGGACUUGUCUGGUAACCAGCUGACGUACAUCCCCACUGACCUGCCCGAGUCUCUGGAGUACAUUUACCUCCAGAGUAACCGCAUCUCCAGCGUUCCUGCUUCAGCUUUUGAAGGCACUCCGAACAUCAAAGGCAUCUUCCUCCGGUUUAACCGGCUGUCUGUAGAGUCGGUGGACGAGAGCUCUUUCUCACAUCUUUCAAACCUACAAGUGCUGGACUUCGGUACAGGCAACACAGACAUUCCCCUUAAAGGAGAUGAGAUAAACGGGAAGAAGAUUAAGGACGAGCAGGAAACAUAGGACACACUUCCAAACACUGACACUGGACUGCAUUGAAUCAAGGACAGAAGCAACAUUUAAAGGAAAGAAGGAAAUGAGAAUUUCAUUUCUCAUGGCAGUUUUUUUAUUUUUAUUUUUAGUUUUAGAGUCUUGUGUUUCCAGUAUAGAGGACCAGAUUAAAUUAUUUUCCAUGUUGUGUGCUGGGUAAGGUUGCAUAUCUUUCUAAGUAAAUUCCAAUUUUAAAGACUGACGGGCAUCUGUCACCUGAUCAUGGUUUUAUGUUUUAUUCUUAACAGAAAUAAGAAAAGUCUUCCAUGUGAAUGUUUCUGAUUCAACCCCCAGAAUGUGAAGAGAGAGAAAAAGCAAAGAUCCAUCCCACUGUUGUCAUACCCGAUGUUUUUGAUUCUCUUCUCUUUUCUAGAUUAUUCCAUCAUCUCCUGUAUUUACAGUGUAUUUGACUCAAAUGACUGUAAAGCAGUUUGUGUUUUUAAAAUUGAAAGUGGGGGGGUUAUGCAAAAUUUUUCAACUGAAUGCCAAAAUUAACAGGACAUUGUCUAUCAGCACAAAUGCUGCUGCUUCCUACAGCGUCCUUCUAUAAUUCCUGCAGUAUCUUUUUCUAAUUCCUACAGCAUUUUUCUCUACUUCAUGCAGUAUCAUUCUCUGCUUCCUGUAGCAUCCUUCUCUACUUCAUGAAGCAUCAUUCUUUACUUCCUGUAGCAUCCUUCCCUACUUCACGCAGCAUCAUUCUUUACUUCCUGUAGCAUCCUUCCCUACUUCACACAGCAUCAUUCUUUACUUCUUGUAGCAUCCUUCCCUACUUCACGCAGCAUCAUUCUUUACUUCCUGUAGCAUCCUUCCUUACUUCACGCAGCAUCAUUCUUUACUUCCUGUAGCAUCCUUCCCUACUUCACACAGCAUCAUUCUUUACUUCCUGUAGCAUCCUUCCUUACUUCAUGCAGCAUCAUUCUUUACUUCCUGUAGCAUCCUUCCCUACUUCAUGCAGCAUCAUUCUUUACUUCCUGUAGCAUCCUUCCCUACUUCAUGCAGCAUCAUUCUUUACUUCCUGUAGCAUCCUUCCUUACUUCAUGCAGCAUCAUUCUUUACUUCCUGUAGCAUCCUUCCCUACUUCAUGCAGCAUCAUUCUUUACUUCCUGUAGCAUCCUUCCUUACUUCAUGCAGUAUCAUUCUUUACUUCCUGUAACAUCCUUCCCUACUUCACGCAGCAUCAUUCUUUACUUCCUGUAGCAUCCUUCCUUACUUCAUGCAGCAUCAUUCUUUACUUCCUGUAGCAUCCUUCCCUACUUCAUGCAGCAUCAUUCUUUACUUCCUGUAGCAUCCUUCCCUACUUUACACAGCAUCAUUCUUUACUUCCUGUAGCAUCCUUCCUUACUUCAUGCAGCAUCAUUCUUUACUUCCUGUAGCAUCCUUCCCUACUUCACGCAGCAUCAUUCUUUACUUCCUGUAGCAUCCUUCCCUACUUCACACAGCAUCAUUCUUUACUUCCUGUAGCAUCCUUCUUUACUUCACGCAGCAUCAUUCUUUACUUCCUGUAGCAUCCUUCUUUACUUCAUGCAGCAUCAUUCUUUACUUCCUGUAGCAUUCUUCUUUACUUCACGCAGCAUCAUUCUUUACUUCCUGUAGCAUCCUUCUUUACUUCACGCAGCAUCAUUCUUUACUUCCUGUAGCAUCCUUCUUUACUUCGUGCAGCAUCAUUCUUUACUUCCUGUAGCAUCCUUCCUUACUUCACGCAGCAUCAUUCUUUACUUCCUGUAGCAUCCUUCCUUACAUCCUUCUUUACUUCAUGCAGCAUCAUUCUUUACUUCCUGUAGCAUCCUUCUUUACUUCAUGCAGUAUCAUUCUUUACUUCCUGUAGCAUCCUUCUUUACUUCAUGCAGCAUCAUUCUUUACUUCCUGUAGCAUCCUUCUUUACUUCAUGCAGCAUCAUUCUUUACUUCCUGUAGCAUCCUUCCUUACUUCAUGCAGCAUCAUUCUUUACUUCCUGUAGCAUCCUUCCCUACUUCAUGCAGCAUCAUUCUUUACUUCCUGUAGCAUCAUUCUUUACUUAAUGCAGUAUCCUUUUCUACUUCAUGCAGCAUCCUUUUUUACUUCAUGCAGUAUCUUUUUCUACUUCCUGUAGCAUCAUUCUUUACUCCAUGCAGUAUCUUUUUCUACUUCCUGCAGCAUCAUUCUUUACUUCAUGCAGUAUCCUUCUCUACUUCCUGUAGCAUCAUUCUUUACUUCAUGCAGUAUCUUUUUCUACUUCCUGUAGCAUCAUUCUUUACUUCAUGCAGUAUCUUUUUCUACUUCCUGUAGCAUCAUUCUUUACUUCAUGCAGUAUCCUUCUCUACUUCCUGUAGCAUCAUUCUUUACUUCAUGCAGUAUCUUUUUCUACUUCCUGUAGCAUCAUUCUUUACUUCAUGCAGUAUCUUUUUCUCUACUUCCUGCAGCAUCAUUCUUUACUUCAUGCAGUAUCUUUUUCUACUUCCUGUAGCAUCAUUCUUUACUUCAUGCAGUAUCUUUUUCUACUUCCUGUAGCAUCAUUCUUUACUUCAUGCAGUAUCUUUUUCUACUUCCUGCAGCAUCAUUCUUUACGUCAUGCAGUAUCUUUUCCUACUUCCUGUAGCAUCAUCCUUUACUUCAUGCAGUAUCUUUUUCUACUUCCUGUAGCAUCAUUCUUUACUUCAUGCAGUAUCUUUUUCUACUUCCUGUAGCAUCAUUCUUUACUUCAUGCAGUAUCCUUCUCUACUUCCUGUAGCAUCAUUCUUUACUUCAUGCAGUAUCUUUUUCUACUUCCUGUAGCAUCAUUCUUUACUUCAUGCAGUAUCCUUCUCUACUUCCUUUAGCAUCAUUCUUUACUUCAUGCAGUAUCUUUUUCUACUUCCUGCAGCAUCAUUCUUUACUUCAUGCAGUAUCUUUCUCUACUUCCUGCAGCAUCAUUCUUUACUUCGUGCAGUAUCUUUUUCUACUUCCUGCAGCAUCAUUCUUUACUUCAUGCAGUAUCCUUCUCUACUUCCUGUAGCAUCAUUCUUUACUUCAUGCAGUAUCCUUUUUUUACUUCCUGCAGCAUCCUUCUCUUUUUCCUGCAGAAUCAGUAUCAUUCUCCACUUAAUGCAGUAACCUUCUUUACUUCAUGUAGCAUCUUUCUCUUCUUCUUGCAGUAUAUUUUCUACUUCCUGCAGCAUUAUUCUGUACUUUCUCCUCUAUUUGUGCUGAUUUUGCUGUCUCUGUAGUGCAGAAGUGAGUCUAGAUUAUACUAGUACCACACUAACUGUCCACGUAGAGACAAUAGUUCUCUUUCUAGUAACUAUAAUUUUGAAAUCAUUUUACAUUGAAUGAGUGAAUUUUAUACUUUUGCAUUAGACAUUUCUUUAAUCUUUGACCAUUUUUCAACUGAAUUGUUGCUUGACGUUGCUGCAUGCCCGGCAGUUGCCCAAUUGUUUUUUUGGAUAGAGUAGUGUUUGGCAUUAGUUUAGAAACAGUGUUAAACAUGGUAAGUGUUUCUCCAGGUUUUCAUCCAUUUUUAAUUUCUCACAGUUAGAAUUUUGGGAUCAGACCAGCAGCAGUAUAUUGUUGUACAACCCAUGCAUUGAAUGAGGUGUGACAGCACAAACAGCUAGAAUGAGCACUAACUGCUAGAAAUGUUUGAGGAGGAUGGUUUGAUGGAUGUUUAAGAUGGUGAAAAUAUGCCUUGGAUUAGCUCGUACUUUAGCUCCUCCAUUAAAAUUCCCCCUCACUGCUUCUCUUGACUGACUGAAUAGCAGGUUAUUAUUCUUGCACUCAUCUUGACAACUGGUAGUCAGUCAGAAGAAAAAUCAAGUGAGCUGAUGUACAAACUUCCACACUCUUAUAAGCAGUAAUGAAUGUGCAUCUGAUUAUUUUAUGUACUUUUUCUGCCAUGUGCUUGCAAAUGAAAUACUCCAAACAUAAAAGCAAUAUCAACAUAUGUGAAGCUUAAAUCCAUCGUGCUGAUCCUCCAGUCCUCCUGUUUUCUACAGAGAUAUAUUUUUAUAUGAUAUAAGCAUCCUCAUUCUAUUGCACUCACUAUAUUACUCUGAAUACUGUCACGCUCACAUACAGAUGUAUUGUAUUGUCUCAUACAUUAAACAUUCACUGAACACAGCAAUAGAUUAUUAGAAAAGCUGAAUAAAGACGGUUUCCUUACA
Melanotaenia boesemani (Boeseman's rainbowfish) is the source of this 6213-nucleotide messenger RNA. It is a transcript of the gene podn, whose product is annotated as podocan. NCBI's taxonomy places the organism in Eukaryota, Metazoa, Chordata, Actinopteri, Atheriniformes, Melanotaeniidae. The record is from RefSeq and is a predicted model, not a curated record. Gene Ontology annotation, molecular function: protein binding. The transcript has 12 exons. The coding region runs from base 281 to 2071 and encodes 596 amino acids.